This is a messenger RNA of Penicillium subrubescens, 345 nucleotides long. RefSeq lists its product as uncharacterized. The record is from RefSeq and is a predicted model, not a curated record. Lineage: Eukaryota; Fungi; Ascomycota; Eurotiomycetes; Eurotiales; Aspergillaceae. The coding region runs from base 1 to 345 and encodes 114 amino acids. The transcript is spliced from 2 exons.
AUGUCUGAUCGAUCAAGCAACGGCGGCCCUCACCACGGCACCUCAAAUAUCCAGAGAGACCCGUCUGGAAAUACAGCAGCACUUCAUAGCAGCAAUAACGCCAAGAAUACAGAUUCCACCACGGAUUCACAGUCCAGAGACAGGACUGAUGUCAGUGCAAGCACUCCAUACAUGCCUCAGUCCGGAAAACUCGCAGAAAAAGUCAACCAUCCGCCACAUGAGCCUAACCAGAGGGUAGAUGGAGAUGACAAUGGUGAUCCAGAGAAACAUCGCCGGGAAGAUGUCGCCGGCAGCAGUCGGUGGAUUCCGCAGGCUGGAAAACCUACGGGUAAUUCAUCGCUUUGA